Ceratina calcarata is the source of this 3276-nucleotide messenger RNA. RefSeq names its product phosphatidylinositol glycan anchor biosynthesis class G (gene PIG-G). The record is from RefSeq and is a predicted model, not a curated record. Gene Ontology annotation, biological process: GPI anchor biosynthetic process. The coding region runs from base 449 to 3178 and encodes 909 amino acids. Gene Ontology annotation, cellular component: endoplasmic reticulum membrane. The transcript is spliced from 13 exons. NCBI's taxonomy places the organism in Eukaryota, Metazoa, Arthropoda, Insecta, Hymenoptera, Apidae.
GAAAAUUUAAUCUUUAAAAACUGAUUUUCAUUUCAUUUUUGUCAAGCUUGCGACUAGUUUGUCAUUUUGGAAUUAACGUUAUAACAAAUGUAUUUGCAAUCAGUAAUCAGGUUUACACAUUGCCCUUUCAAGUAGAAUGGAAUACUUAUCCGUUUCUUGGAAUUAUACACAAUUAAAGGAAAAAUAUAGUCUUGUCGCUGAUCUAAUGUAUUUUAAGACUUGCCGCCAAGUGGGCAGACAAGUUUACCAUUUACCAUCAUGUACUGACAUACUAUGGGAGUCCUUAGUAUAGUUGGAAAUAAUUUGAAAAGAUGUUUUAAAAUAUUAAAAAAUGAAUUGGCUAAAACAGUACAUAGAUUAUAGUACUAAUAGUACUCAGUGACAAAGGUUUAGGAAAAUGUUAUUGAAACACUGGCGUGUCUCUUCAAUAGUUUAACCUUCAAAUUAUAUGAUAAAUUUGGGAAAAAUGGAUAAAAAUACUUUUAUAUUAUUCUACGUCCUCUUCAUUGGGCCUUCGUCAAUUGCAUUAUUUUUGUAUGGGUUCUUCCCUUUGGUCAAUUAUGAUAAUAGUAUAUCAACAAAAGAUGAUAUACCAAAAUUUAUAGAAAAUGUGAGAAUAAAGACAAAUACAUUGUAUCAGCCAAUGGUUAAGAGAUUGAUCAUAAUGAUUAUUGAUUCCCUGCGGUGGGACUUUGUAACAGGAAUGCCUGUAACUAAUAGCUUGAUAGCAAAUUCUUCAGCUUGUCUGUUACAAGCUAAAGUACAAUCGCCAACAGUUACAAUGCCUAGAGUAAAGGCGAUUACUACUGGUAUGAUUCCAAGUUUCAUUGACGUAGCUUUAAAUUUUGGAAACAAACCAGUUUCUGGUGAUAGCGUGCUUUACCAAGCCAAAGAGGCUGGCCUCAAAUUAGUAUUCUAUGGGGAUGAUACUUGGAUCACAUUGUUUCCCUCUGUCUUUGAUCGUUACGAUGGAACCACAUCAUUUUUGGUAACAGAUUUCACUGAGGUUGAUAACAAUGUGACUAGACAUAUUCGUGAGGAAUUGCAUGAUAAAUCUGACUGGUCCAUAAUGAUACUUCAUUAUUUAGGGCUCGAUCAUAUCGGUCACGUUCAUGGACCAUUCAGUCCGCUGAUAAAAGUGAAACUUGAAGAGAUGGACGAUGUGAUAGCGCAGAUUCAAGCUAAGGUUCAAGAAUGGAAUCAAAAUAACGAUCCUAGCUUAUUUAUUAUUUCUGGGGAUCAUGGAAUGAAAGAUUCCGGUGGUCACGGUGGUUCGACGUUAGCCGAAACCACCGUGCCUUUCAUUGCUAUCGGUGGAAAAUGUCUUCAGAGUAACAAUAAUCCCAGGGAAAUAUCGCAAAUAGAUAUCACGUCGACGCUGUCUGUUAUUUUGGGCUUGCCUAUUCCACAUUCCAAUAUAGGGACCGUUUUCUUGGAUACAUUGUACGAUUUACCCGUAUCAAAGAAGCUGUUCGUUCUUCAUUACAAUGCGAAGCAGAUGUUCGAUCAUUUCCAAAGGCUAGUCGAUUAUCAAAACGAAUAUGCAUAUCAAAAAUACUUGGAAGCGAUAAAGCUCCAUAAUGCAUGGUUGAAUACUAAAAACAAUCCCGCCGAUACGACAGAUGAUAUCGUACUUUCUUACAAAAUAGCAUUGCAAGAAAUGAAAGGAAUUUUAAUAAACAGUACAGUGAAAUACGAUUUCCCAAUAAUAACGAUUGCCAUACUUUUCUUGUGCCAAAUUGCUUGCAUCUCAGCAGCAAAAAUAUCUUCCAGCUCUCCUACAUUAAAAAGUGUUUCUUCUUUCAUCGUUUUAAACAUAGUUUCAUGGGUAUUCAUAAAUUAUUACUGGCAAUGCGAAGGUCCGUCGGUGUUUCAUUCGAGGAGCUCAAUCACCACUCUAAUAAUAUUAUAUAUAAUAAUUGUGUUGAUUACAAAUUCUUAUUUACUUGCCAGUAUAAGAAGUUUCAAUAUUUUCGAGAAGACAGAGUCGUGGUUACUCUUGCUUGGUGCAUUGGCACAUGCGAUUAGCUUCGGUGGUAGUAGCUUCGUGGAGGAAGAACAUCAAACUUGGUAUUUUUAUUGGGUCACAAUCCUCACCUUAUUAUUGUACAAUUCCAUAUCGAAAUUCUUCGUCCAUUCACGAGCAAAUGACAAGAAACAUUUCUAUAAACAUAUUAUUGUAAAACUUUCACUAUUGCUCAUUGGGCAUAGAAUCUUUAGAAAAUUAAACAGCACCGGGGACAAAUACGCUCAUCUCCCAGAUAUAGCAGGAUAUUUGCUAGAGCAAGAAAAUACUUUGGGCAUGACGAUUGUCCUUGUCUCUGGCCUCGCGCUUUUAACAUGGAUCGAUUUCAAUCAUGGGGACAAAGAGUACAGACAGAGCUCGUUGAUGCUGAAUUUAAUAGCUAGCUCAUGUAUCUAUCUUCGUCAUAUGCACAACCAUAACGUUGUAAAAAUACCAUUUUACCCUCACUCGAGAGAAAUUUAUGAAGUACAAAUAUUCUGGGUACUACUCGUUAUACAUCUAUCACGUUACAUAUACCGUUUGGCAUUAGCACAAAAAUGUUCUAAGACAAUAUCUUUACGACUUACAUUACAUUUCGUUGUACGAACAUGGAUAAUGGUAGCAGCGAUGCUCCAUCGACCACAUAACGUGAUACUCCUGCCAUUCCAAAUAAUCUUCAGUAGUGUGAUUUGUGAAACAGUAAGAGAUGAUGUUAAGCAAGAGGUGAAUACUUUCUUGUAUGCUUGGAUGGGCAAUGUGUUUUAUUUCUAUCAGGGAAAUUCUAACAGUUUAGCUACUGUUGAUGUAGCUGCUGGUUACGUGGGCAUGCAAUCUUACAUGCCGUUCGUUAAUGGUUUCUUCAUAAUAAUUAAUACUUUUUCGGCGCCGGUUCUGGCUUAUCUAUUACUUAUCUAUCACACAAUCUUACAAUAUCCUCAAGCUACCAAUGAGAUUUUUGUACAAGUUAGUAAAAGAUGUAUUACGUGGAGAUUUCUACCAGUAGCUGUUUAUACAAUUAUAAUCAGUAUUCAGCGUCAUCAUUUAUUCGUGUGGUCGGUGUUCUCACCGAAAUUGUUGUACGAAGCUGUACAUUUCACCGUUCUUUGUUCAAUCGUACUUUUCAUGCAAAUUUUAGUUGUGCUACAAAUGAUAAUAAAAAAAUUCGUAGGAUGACUUUGCAGUUCUUGUAGUUCUUUUUUAAGGAUGUAUUGGCUAUACAGUCAAUCCCAAAAGUUUAUGUACCUUAGGAAAACGCAUUCCCUAUAAUUAAA